AUGAGCAGGAUGGCGAAACAGGAGUUGCUGGCAUCAAUACAAGACCGCUACCAGGGGUCUUCCAAGAAGGACAAGGGCCGGAUCCUCGACGAGUUCAUCGCUGUGACCGGCCAUCACCGGAAGCACGGCAUUCGCCUGUUGGGACGACUGGGCGAAGCCGCGGACCAAGUGACUGGAGUCAAAGGACGGCGGAUCUACGACGAGGCAGUUCGGGAGGCGGUGAUCCUGGUGUGGGAAGCAUCGGACCGGAUCUGCGGGAAGCGUCUGAAAGCGGCGCUACCUCACCUGGUGGAGUCCAUGGAACGCCACUGA
Geodia barretti is the source of this 312-nucleotide messenger RNA. The record is from the annotation of a GenBank genome assembly. NCBI's taxonomy places the organism in Eukaryota, Metazoa, Porifera, Demospongiae, Tetractinellida, Geodiidae.